Messenger RNA from Anarrhichthys ocellatus (wolf-eel), 2275 nucleotides. Its product is annotated as E3 ubiquitin-protein ligase TRIM39-like. The transcript has a single exon. Lineage: Eukaryota; Metazoa; Chordata; Actinopteri; Perciformes; Anarhichadidae. The coding region runs from base 547 to 1944 and encodes 465 amino acids. Gene Ontology annotation, molecular function: zinc ion binding; protein binding; ubiquitin-protein transferase activity. The record is from RefSeq and is a predicted model, not a curated record. Gene Ontology annotation, biological process: protein ubiquitination.
AAAAUCAACAAUAAAUGAAAGUUCCUUGUAGUAACUUUAACUGUCAUCUUAUGCAAAUAACCAGAGAUGUGAUGUGCUGCAGAUAAUUGCACAUACUACGUCACCACUUUGGCUAAGUUCUACUGAGAUGAAUUCCUGUCUAGCUGUGUUCUGUAGCUACAGAUGACUGCCUGGUCCGUUCACUUGUGACUGAUCAUAAAGUGCGACAGCAGGAUUGACGUGUGGCCCUCGGUGGCCUCCCUCCAUCGCCACCACCACCAUUUGCGUGGAUCGGAGCGUUUCAUUGUGCUCUGAAAGUGAAGUGUGGGCUUUUAUCGAUCCGGCAUCGUCACUGCUGCCCGACGCGUAUUGACAGGCGCGGUCGGUGGUCUGCGUGUGACCCACAUGAAAACCAGCAUUAAUAGUUAAUGUGUGCCGAAUUAAUGCAGGACAAGAGCGACCUCAUGCAUAAAAAGUAUGUAGAAAUAUAUACGUACAUAUAGUGCAUAUGGUGCAUAUUGUACUUUUUACUAUACUACUGAGUUUACAGCUUCACUCACAGACUAAAUGGCUUCCAGAUUAGAGCAAGAUUUCUGCUGUUCUGUCUGCCAUGAGGUCUUUAAAGAUCCCAUCAUCCUAUCAUGUUGCCACAGCUUCUGUAGAGUCUGUCUGCAGAACUGGUGGACAGAGAAGGAAAUCCAAGAGUGUCCAGUUUGUAAGAAAAUACAUUCAACGGCUUCACUACCUCCUAACUUUGCUUUGAAGAACCUGUGUGAGAGUUUCUUACAGCAGAGAGACCAGAGAGUUUCAGAGACUCUCUGCAGUCUGCACUCUGAGAAACUCAAACUGUUCUGUCCGGACCAUCAGCAGCCGGUCUGUCUCGUCUGCAGAGAUUCAGAGAAACACACCAAACACAGAUUCAGACCCAUCGCUGAAGCUGCUUCACAACACAAGAAGAAACUUCGGGAAACUCUGGAGCCCUUAAAGGAGAAGUUAAAGGUUUUUACAAAAGUUCAAGUAAGGUUUUAUCAAUCAGCAGAACACAUAAAGGUCCAGACCCGACGCACAGAGAGGCAGAUUCAGGAGCAGUUUAAGACGCUUCACCAGUUGCUAGAGGAGGAAGAGGAGGCCAGGAUGGCUGCACUGAGGGAGGAAGAGGAGCAGAAGAGUCAGAUGAUGAAGGAGAAGAUGGAGGCUCUGAGCAGAGAGAUAGCAGCUCUUUCAGACACAGUCAGAGCCACAGAGGACGAGCUGAGAGCUGAAGACGUCUCAUUCCUGAACAACUACAAGGCUGCAGUGGAAAGAGUGCAGCAGUGCCCCCUGCUGAAGCAUCCACGUCUGCUCUCAGGAGCUCUGAUAGACGAGGCCAAACACCUGGGCAACCUGACCUUCAACAUCUGGAGCAAGAUGAAGAACAUGGUCUCCUACACUCCUGUGGGUCUGGACCCAAACACUGCUGAUCCGGAACUCAUUCUGUCUGAAGAUCUGACCAGUGUGAGACGAGGAGAACAACAGCAGCUUCCUGAUAAUCCAGAGAGGAUUUAUAAUUGCUUCUCUCUUCUGGGUUCUGAGGGAUUUACUUUAGGGACUCACAGCUGGGACGUCCAGGUUCGAGACAGUACAUACUGGGAACUGGGUGUGAUAGCAGAGUGUGUCCAGACGAAGAGAGUCGUCAUAUGUUUUAGAUCAAUGACAAUAUUGUUCAAUGGAAGUGAAUACAGAGCAUAUUCCCCAUCAUCAGAUCACACCAUUUAUCUCAAAGUCCAGAAGAAGCCCCAGAGGAUCAGAGUGAAUCUGGACUGGAACAGAAGAAAUCUGUCGUUCUCUGAACCUGAAACCAACACACACAUACACACCUUCACACACACUUUCACUGAGAGGCUGUUUCCAAUAAUAAGUACUGUGAAUCUCCAACUGAAGGUUUUACCAGUGAAGGUCUCUGUGACUGUAGAACAACAGACAUAGAUGACGAUGAUGAACAUCAAUCGCUUCCUGUGCGACACUUUAAGGAUCAUGUGACCAUGUUGUCUAGAGAUCGAGCUGAUCGGCUGAUCAGACUCAUUUAUUUGCCGGUCACAUUUAUAGAUGUGCAGCAUGACAGUUGUUAACAACACACACACACACACACACACACACUAAAGGUUGUAGGGAUUAUCUUCAGUGUUUCCAGAAGUUUAUUCAGAGCGAAUCCAAAAUAAUCCGUAGAGGAACGUUAAAAAUAGAAAAAUAAAAAUAUUAUAUUUUUAUAUUAAUUCUGAGAGCAGACAGCUAAUGCCAACAGCCAGAGAUGGGCAGU